AGAUAUUCUCAUCUCUUUUGAUUAUGAUGAAAAAUAGGCCUUUUAGGUUACUCUAUGUUGGUGGGAACAUGAGUGCCAACUGCAAAGCUCUGAGGACAAGAUAUAGGAGAAGAGAACCAUCUACGGGACAAGAAAUGACAUCACAACAUAACACAUCAAUUUCAAAUCAAUCUCAAGGUUUUACACCGCAAUCCAACAGACCAGAAAAAUUUUCUUCUCCAACUAGUACACCUCAAUCCACUACCACACAUCCUAACAAAUUUCAGUCAACUUCUGCACCUGCAUGGCAAGGUGUGCUUCCAUCUGAAAUGUCUACAAAUACCCUGGCCUCAAUGACACCACCUGCAAGGAGAAGCAUUUGUCAGUCCACAGAUGAGAAUAUCAUGGACUCUUUAUCAGUUCCUGUGACAAAAGACACUCAGCAUGAAAGACUAGCCAAUUGUGUCACUCCACUCUAUCAAUUACGUUACUCUCUGCAACUGCAACAUAAGCAGGAGAGAGCAGUGUCUAUACUCAAAAUGUUGAAACAGCGGCUGUCUUCUGCUGGUGUCGAGUCUCUUCCCGCAGCACAAGAACUUUCUGCUUGUCCUUUGCAGGACAUCAUACCCUCUCCAGAAAUCCAUCAGUACCGCAACAAAGAUGAGUUUGUUGUGAAGAAAGGAGUGGAUGGAGACCCCAAGACCGUUGGCUUCCUCACUGGUCAUCCAGCAGAUUCACUCACUGUUUGUGUGCCUCCAACAUAUCUCCUCAAUAUCAAGGAUAAACACAAAAAUGUGUGCCAAGCCUUUGAAGAUUUCAAUCAUUUACCAUAUCGCCAUACGCGAUGCUCUAGAGAACAAGCUCCGUACGAACUGUUGCUGGGGCAGCCAUUCUUGUCCGAGACGUGUUGUGGCUUCAAUUUCCAGCUCUCACCCGACACAUUUUUCCAGAUAAAUCAUGGCGCUGGAGAGCUUCUUUAUAAGGCUAUUCGGGAAACUGCUGAUUUAUCGCCAUACUCUACGCUGCUUGACGUCUGUUGUGGCACUGAUAACGCCCACCGCAACAACAUCACCAACGCCUCCUUCGUGCCUGGACCUGUUGAAAAGGUGCUGCCGCUGCUGACCCCAGAGCUGCGCGACUGCUCCGACGUCGUGGCGGUUGUGAAUCCCGGCAGAGGCGGCUUAAGUGCAGGCGUGAUCUCGUGCCUGCGUGAGAAUCCGACCAUCAACAAGCUACUCUACAUCAGCUGUCACGCUGAGGGGCGCGCCUUUGAAAAUUUCGUGCGUUUGGGGGCAAAGUCUGGAAAACUGCCGCCAAUGUUGCCACGAUUUGCCUUCACUGUUGACAUGUUUCCUUUAUUCGACCAAGACGGAUCGAACCUGCGCCUCAAAAAUAGAGAAGCAUACACCCAAUACCAGAUGGAUCAGGCUGCGAGCCUAAAACCAACGAAGAAGACUGACCCUGCAAAACCGAAUAUUGCACCUUCGGCGCGAAAUAGGAGAGGCUAA
Messenger RNA from Hyalella azteca, 1487 nucleotides. Its product is annotated as tRNA (uracil(54)-C(5))-methyltransferase homolog. Bases 24 to 1487 code for a protein of 487 amino acids. The record is from RefSeq and is a predicted model, not a curated record. Lineage: Eukaryota; Metazoa; Arthropoda; Malacostraca; Amphipoda; Hyalellidae. The transcript has 10 exons.